AUGGCGCUCAGCUCCACCUUGCAAGUUGUGACGUGCUUGGCAGUUUUGCUGGUGGGUUCUGGUGCCAGCUAUGCUGACCUGCUCCGUUCCUUCACCUUCCUGCAUGAGGGCAAUCUCAGUGGCUCCACGAGGCAUCUGAACCUCCGGGCGGCUACGGCUUACGUGGAGUGUGAGAACUGCACCCUUGCGAACUACUCCUGGGGCAACAGCCGAGCUCAGGGGAACGCAGCUGGCAAUUGCGAUUGGUUCGAGUUCCUCUUCCAAGAGCAGCCCGAAGCCGCCAAAGCGCCGGUGUCCCUGGACUUCUUGGAAGGCGUGGACUUCCCGGGAGGAGACUACCGGCAAACCCAAGAGGCCUCAGAGGCCGCAAGCGCCCAGGCCUGCGCGGCCUCCUGCGCCUCUGAGCCGAGGUGUGUGGCCUUCACCUGGGCCGAAGCCAUCAAGGCGCCCUGGGGCAACUGCACGACUCGAGGGCCAUGCUGCUUCCUGAAGGAUGUGCUCCCGUUGCCCACCUACACCCCAGGCCUCACGUCAGCACACAGCCCCCGGUACGUUGCGCCCUCCAUGGGGGUGCGCAGCAGCAUUGCGCUUGGGGGCGUCGGCACCGGAUCCUUCGAGUUGAGGGGCGACGGCUCGUUCCGAGAGUGGCUGGUGGACAACCGCUACCCUGCUGGAGCUCCAAAAGUGUCCCUGUUGGAGGGCGCGGCCUUGGUGCUGAAGGUGACGAGCGCUGCCCGGCAUCGAACCGCCCUCCUGAGGCUGGGCAACGCAGGGGCCGCGCUCCCGGAGGGCGUCGGCGCCGAUUUCGAGGUGAAGCAGCUCCGGUACAGCGGCCUCUACCCCUUGGCCCGGCUGGCGGUGGAGGACACCAACUUGGCGGUCUUCGCCUUCAGCAAGGUGGUCUAUGGCGACCUGGACGCCAGCCAAGCACCCGUGGUGGUCCUCAGCUUGUCGGGCUCAGUUGAGGAUCUGGCCCGGUUCCUGGGCACGCCGGUCGGGCUCGACCAGUUCCACGUUGAGUUUGGGAUCAUCAUGCCGGCAGGCGUCACGGGAAGCUAUCAGCGAAGCACAGGCAACGUGAGUCACGCCGGCACAGCCGCGGAGUGCGCCGCUUUGUGCAGCCAAGCCUCUUGCAGCUGGUCCUUCAACCGCUCAUCCCAGCAGUGUGCGGUGGAUGUGUCUCAGGAACCCCCUCUUGGAGGCUAUUCGGCAGACAGCGUCUCAGGUCUCAUGGGCCAGCUCGGGAAGAAGUCGGGGGAGAGGUGCAUCAGCUUCGAGGUCGCAGGCUCACACCCUUCUGCCGGCACCGUUGCGGCUUGCACCGACUCAGCUCAGCACCGCACUUUCCUGGGCGCCUCCGUCCUCGAGGUCCUGCAAAGGCUAAAUUCCACUGAUUCCACUGAUUCUGGAGCACCUCAGGCCCCGACAAAGCAAAGUCACGUGAGUCACAUGGCAUUGACUGCAUCCGACACACUCGGCCCUCAUGGGGACCUUGCAAUCUCAGUCGCUCUGUCGUGGACCUUUCCGCACCGGUUCUACCUGUCAAACUGGACUGGGAACUAUUACUCAAAGCUUCACCCCAGUAGCCAAGAUGCCGCGGCAGAAGUGCUUUCGCAGAAGCAGGGCCUGCUGGAGAAUUACAAGGCCCUACACGAGUCUUAUCGUGGUGUUCCGGACUUCUUGGCGGACAGCCUGUUGAACAGCUUGACUCACAUGAGGUCGGCGUGGAUCACCGCCGACAAGCGGUUCCGGCAGUGGGAGGCCUUCGAUUGCAUCAACGUUGACAGCGUGCACAACGAUUGCGAGAGGCACCUGGCAUACAGCUUCUACUUUCCGGAGAGCAUUGACUCGAAGAUGUAUGCCUGGGCAAAGACGCAGCUUCCCAACGGAAUGAUCCAGGAGCAGCUUAUGUGUGGCUGCCAGUUCGGCGUUCCAGACAAGCACAUCGAUCAAGGCUGCGGCCGAAUCAUGUCCGACGUAAGCAGCAGCUUCGCGUACUACCUGCUGGAAGCCCUGAUGUGGCGCAACACCACGGAGAUGGUCAGAGACCUGUACCCUGCAGCAAAGAAGGCCGUCCAGUGGCACAUCACGGAAGGUGCCUCCCACGGUGGGCAGCCGACGAGGCUCGUGAACACCUACGACAUCCUUGCUCCAGAGAAGCUUACGUACCAGAGCUACAACUGCGUGAUGCACCUGUUGGCGCUGAAAGUCGGCUCGAAGCUCGCCGAGUUCAUGGGGGACACAGCCUUCCAAGCGGAAUGCGACCGGUGGGUGAAGCCCGCCCAGGAGACGAUGCGGAAGGCGCUGUGGGUGGACCUUCCGGCCAACGAGAGGGGCCUAAGGGGCUACUUCGCCAACGGUGACUCCGAUAGGGACACCAUCAUGGCGGACACCUUCUACGGCCAAGUCCUGGCAGACACGCUCGGAUUGGGAGACUUGGUGGAGCCCUGGCGGCUGUCCGAGCACCUGCGCGUCCAGCUGGCCUGGGCAAGCAACUCCACCAAGCACGGCAUGGCCAUCCUCGCGCACCGCAUUGAGGGCACGGCCUCGGGCUGGCCGGAUGGGAAGUACAACACCUGGCAAAUGGCCCCACCGAACCACGCAUCCUUGUGGAUGCGGCGCGGAGUCCGGGACGAGGCGACGAUGGACCAGCCCAGACGCAGCUUGGGCGUCUGGCGCGAUGUUGAGAGGGAUCUCUGGCGUCCUGCCGGAGUCAGCGCGGCGGAUGGUCGCGGAUACCUUACCAGCCACUAUGGCUAUCACAUGACCAGCUGGCACAUGAUUAAUGCCUACACUGGCGCCCGAGCCGACUUCUCUCGCGGGGCCAACAGCUUCAUUGCCUUCGACGCCGACGUGGACUCUUUUGUGGACAAGGACAAGGGAUGGCCGGUGCUCUUCUCCGGUGUGGUUGCAGUGCUCCGCCCGGGAGAGCUCACGGUGACACUUGGACGGCUGCGUCAGGCCGGGCGACUGCUCAUCAAGGGCCAACCUGCGCCGCUUACAGAGGAGAGCCUCAAGAGAUUGAAUCGUGGCCUGAUUGCUGGUGAGAAAGUUGCCUGGAGCACUGGAACACGUGCGUACCCUGCGGAAAUUGUAGAGAUUGUCUGA
Symbiodinium natans is the source of this 3108-nucleotide messenger RNA. NCBI's taxonomy places the organism in Eukaryota, Dinophyceae, Suessiales, Symbiodiniaceae. The record is from the annotation of a GenBank genome assembly.